UGUGAAUAUGGGAUGCAAACCUUCUAUCUUGAUAUGGCUUCAACAAUGGCAUACAUAUGUGAAGAUUGGUAUUUUGGUCUUGUUGAUUGAACAGGUAAAGAAAAAAAGAAAAAAAAAACUAGUUAAAUUAUGUUUGUCUCAUCAUGUGUGUUCAAGUUGAUCAUGCUGUUAUUUUCAGUUCUGUUGGCUUAUAAAAUAGACCGCGAGGCAAGAGAAGAAGAAGCGCAUAUGGUCUUAUUGGCCAGCCAAAAUAACCAUCAUGCUUGGUUACAUAGUCAUUAUGGCGAAGCAGCCAUAGGAUCAGCAGCAGGAGGUGGAGUAACAGGAACAGGAGCAGGGGGAAGUUGCAGCAACAGUUAUAAUUCAGGUUAUUUUGCAAGAGGAUCAAGGUCAAGUCAAAAGAGUAUUCCAAGAUAUGGAUGCACAUCAAUCAGCUGUACUCUUGCAGAGACAUGAAGUUGAAAAAUAACUUCGAGAGAGAUAGCAGGUCGAUAUGGAAAGAAGCUUUUCAUUAAAUGUACUCAAGAUCUUUUUUAU
Messenger RNA from Gilbertella persicaria, 537 nucleotides. RefSeq lists its product as uncharacterized. The transcript has 2 exons. The record is from RefSeq and is a predicted model, not a curated record. NCBI's taxonomy places the organism in Eukaryota, Fungi, Mucoromycota, Mucoromycetes, Mucorales, Choanephoraceae. Bases 130 to 456 code for a protein of 108 amino acids.